Sparassis crispa is the source of this 156-nucleotide messenger RNA. RefSeq lists its product as hypothetical. The record is from RefSeq and is a predicted model, not a curated record. Bases 1 to 156 code for a protein of 51 amino acids. NCBI's taxonomy places the organism in Eukaryota, Fungi, Basidiomycota, Agaricomycetes, Polyporales, Sparassidaceae. The transcript has a single exon.
AUGCCUCCACGACCAUCGUCGAAACCUCCACAAGGCUCGUUCUAUCCCACUAACGAUGCCGCCACAUACCGGGAUUUGCUGUUCUUCGAGGAGAGGCUGAAGACGAACGCAGCAUCUCUCAAUCGGCGUAAACGUCGCUACCAGCGUGGGUUAUAA